Messenger RNA from Hypanus sabinus (Atlantic stingray), 3382 nucleotides. Its product is annotated as transmembrane protease serine 5-like. Gene Ontology annotation, biological process: proteolysis. Gene Ontology annotation, molecular function: serine-type endopeptidase activity. The transcript has 15 exons. NCBI's taxonomy places the organism in Eukaryota, Metazoa, Chordata, Chondrichthyes, Myliobatiformes, Dasyatidae. The record is from RefSeq and is a predicted model, not a curated record. Bases 374 to 2155 code for a protein of 593 amino acids. Gene Ontology annotation, cellular component: membrane.
CAGGUUUAUAUCACCAGCAAAGAUCUUGUGGAUUUUGUAAAUGCCCUUCACAAUCUUUAGCAGUCCAAUUACAUGUAGGUCAAUCCAAAUCAAAAGUAUACAUGCAUGCAGAUGGUGACUCCACUGCCAAAUGAUGAUGUGACUCCCAGAUGCAAGGCUUCAAUCACAAUCUACUUUGUCUUUGUGCCGUCAGCUGUCUGCGUGCCAGAGUGGAUGAGAUCUUUGGGGAGAGAGACCAGAUCAGGUCAACAUUAAUGACACAGGUAUAGACGCUUGCUUUGUAAUCGCAAACCAAAAAACGUUCAGAACUUCCACACAAGAACAGCUGACAGCCAUGAAUUGCGUGUACUGAAACCUAUAAUGUGGCUUAAAUAUGGAUUUAUGCAGUGGCUGGAUUUGCAGAAUAAUUCUUGAAAGAGUUUGGACAAGCCAUCCUUUCAAUCAGGAUUUGAACCUAGAGUCCCCUGGGACAUCAAGACCUGUGGAAAAACAGCAAGAGGAUGUACCUUUAAUAGAGCUAAUGAAAACUGAUGCACCAUCUGUACAGUCUUCAGCAGAUCCCAGCUACAGUUCUGAAUCAGUACCGGUGCAUUCAAAAGAUGAAUCUCCCCAAGUUGCCAAUACCACUGAGAUACAAGAGCUGGGACUGCCCACAUUAGAAGGGAAGAGUUUAGAAGCACCACCCAAAAUUUGCUCUGAAAACAGCACCCAGGAUUCUGAACCAAACUUAUCAGAUUUAAAGAAUGAUGUUGUUUGUACCAUUGAACCCAACGAGCCCAAGGAGGUGGAAGUGCCGUUGUUAGAGAGAACAGUUUCUGAAGUGCCACCAGUAGCAACAUCCAUAGGUCCUUCAGAAUCAGUCCGCCGUAGACGCUGGCGCCAUCGGUACAGACCCCAUAGAAGGCCACCACGUGCAACCAAGAAAAUCCUAGCAAUCCUGUGUUUAGUGACCAUCCUUGCUAUGAUUGCAGUUGGAAUUUACUUCAUUGUGAGGCACUUGGAGAGGCCCAUUGAAAAGAAAAACCUGAUUCCAACGGGAGGCAAUCCUCCCACAACCAACUGCAAUGCAACUGACCAAGAGUUCAGCAGCACAGCUCCAAUCACAGUUUCUUUCAGAGUUAAUUCUGAGAACUUGCUAUUGGAGAUACGUAACCAUUCAUGGCAAGGCUGGCUUCCUGUAUGUGGCACCAAGUGGAAUUCCUCUCUGGGUGAACUGAUGUGCAGAUACAUGGGACAUAUCAAAUACCUGAGUUCUGAUGUAGUUAGUGUGAGUGAGAUUGAACGCAAUUAUGCACAGGGAUUCGCUGAGAUUGCUAAUGGGCAGGACAGUAAUUUGGAAAACAUCUGGGGCUACAGGACUAACUGUACAUCUGGAAAAGUAGUAAAAUUGAAGUGCUCUGCAUGCGGGGAGAGGCAUGACUUUUCCAUGAUUGUUGGAGGACAGGACGCCACACUGGGAAGUUGGCCCUGGCAGGUGACGCUGUACUAUAACUACCAGCACACGUGUGGGGGGUCCAUCCUCGAUGAGUACUGGCUCAUUACUGCAGCUCACUGUGUGCACAGGUUAUCAAUUGCUCACAACUGGCGCGUGUAUGCUGGGAUUGUGGACAGACAGAUCAUUCUAUUCACCAGCAUUCCCACCUACGUGGUCGACAAAAUUAUCUACCACAAUGACUAUAAUGAUGACACUCACGACUAUGACAUUGCGCUCAUGAAGCUGAGGAAACCAAUUACAUUUACUGAUACUGUGGAGGCAAUCUGUCUGCCAAAGUACAACCAGCAGAUCAUACCGGGUAAAAAGUGCUGGAUAACAGGCUGGGGACAAACAAGUGAAGAUGCCGACUUCACAGAAAAUGUUUUAAAGGAGGCUUCUGUCCCUCUCAUCAGCACCGAGAGAUGUAACAGCAGCUGCAUGUACAAUGGUGCCAUUACUCCCAGAAUGCUGUGCGCUGGAUACAGGGAGGGCAAAGUUGACGCAUGCCAGGGUGACAGUGGUGGCCCUUUGGUAUGUGAGGGAAUUAGUGCCUGGCAUUUGACCGGCGUGGUGAGCUGGGGGAUCGGAUGCGCCAAAGCCAAUCACCCAGGAGUUUAUGCAAAGAUUUCAGAGCUCCGAGAAUGGAUAUACAGCGUUAUUGAGGACAACUCUAUCUCUUAGAAAACGUUCUGCAAUCUUCUGAAACAACAAGAAGCAUGUUUUGCCUAGAAGCAGAAAGCAGCAGACCUGAUGGUUUUAUAUCUUCACUGUCUCUGGAUAUCAGACUUUACGACCCUAUGUGAAAUUAUACCCUGUGCAAGGAAGGUUAAUGAUAAUUGUUGCAUCAGACUCACCGAGUGUGGACCAUCAAUUGUUUUUUCUCCAGAAAAUGUUUUUCCCAGAUGGAACGUCAGAGGACUUUUUACAGCCUGUGUGAACGUUGUGUCAGUAACUGUUGUAAAAAGAGGUUUCUCCUCAUUAAAUCAUUUAUUUGCAGCUAUUCUGGUCUAAGUGUACCAAUCUGGGUAGCAUCGUUUUACAAAUUUCUUUAAUCCUGAUUAAUUUCUGGUUGGCAUGAUAAGCUGGCAGAUGAGCCUGUUUCCAUGCUCUAUAACAGUCUGACUUUGUGACGCAAUCCAUUGUUUGACAACCUGACCCUGUUUUGAGUCAAAUUUGUAAAAUAAGAUGAACGGUUCUCAAACUUGAACUUCCGGUAAUUGUCCCCCCUCUCCCUCACCAUUCCCCAUUCCUGUUUCUCUCUCUCACCUUAUCUCCUCACCUGCACAUCACCUCCUUCUGGGGCUCCUCCCCUUUUCUUUCUUCCAUGAUCUUCAACCCCCUCCUAUCAGGUUCCCCCUUCUCCAGCCCUUUAUCUCUUUCUCCAAUCAACUUCCCGGCUCUUUACUUCAACCCUCCCCGUCUCUCAGUUUCACCUAUCACCUAUAACCUUGCACUUCUUCCUCCCCCUACCCCCACCUUCUCUUCUAUUUUUCCUGUCCAGAUGAAGGGUUUCAGCUCAAAAUGUCGACAGUUUACUCUUUUCCAUCGAUGCUGCCUGGCCUGCUGAGUUCCUCCAGCAUAUGCAGAUUUUCUCUUGUUUAUGAGUGGUUCUCAAACCGGUUUGCCUAGAAUUGUUCAAAGCAGUAUUGAAGAUAAGAUUAAAAUUAUCUUUUUUAGUUUACAUUUCACUUCAAUUUGGAUUGCUGCAGUGAUAGAUCUUGCUGCAAAGAUACAAGAGCUUGCAAACUAAAUACUGUCUUUCAAAUUGCCAUGUUCUUGAAAGACAGCUGCAGCCUAGGCCAUUAACUACAGUUGAGCACAUGUAGUUUGCACAAUACUGUAGUAAUUUUAUGUACUGCUACCACACAAAAAAACAAAUUUCAUGAUAUAUGUAAGUGAUGAUAUGAU